Molecule: messenger RNA, 959 nt
Organism: Euleptes europaea (tarantolino)
Lineage: Eukaryota; Metazoa; Chordata; Lepidosauria; Squamata; Sphaerodactylidae
Gene: EMC2
Product: ER membrane protein complex subunit 2
Exons: 11
Coding region: 38-931 (297 amino acids)
Biological process (GO): protein folding in endoplasmic reticulum
Cellular component (GO): EMC complex
Molecular function (GO): protein binding
Source: RefSeq, a predicted model, not a curated record
UGAGCCGGGCGAACGCGGCCGGCGCGGCGGCGGCAAGAUGGCGAAGGUGUCGGAGAUGUACGACGUGACCUGGGAAGAGAUGCGAGACAAAAUGAGGAAAUGGAGGGAAGAAAACUGCCGGAACAGUGAACAGAUAGUGGAAGUUGGAGAAGAGUUAAUUCAUGAAUAUGCAUCUAAGCUGGGCGAUGACAUCUGGAUAAUAUAUGAACAGGUGAUGAUUGCUGCCUUGGAUUGCAGUCGAGACGACUUGGCCCUGUUUUGUCUUCAAGAGCUAAGACGGCAAUUCCCUGGGAGCCAUCGAGUCAAGCGUUUGACUGGCAUGCGAUUUGAAGCCAUGGAGAGGUAUGAUGAUGCAGUCCAGUUAUACGACAGGAUUUUACAAGAGGAUUCAACUAAUACUGCAGCAAGAAAGCGCAAGAUUGCCAUUCGAAAAGCCCAGGGGAAAAAUGCGGAGGCCAUCCGGGAGCUGAAUGAGUAUCUGGAACAGUUUGUUGGUGACCAAGAAGCUUGGCAUGAACUUGCAGAACUUUACAUCAAUGAACAUGACUAUGCGAAGGCGGCGUUUUGCUUGGAGGAGCUCAUGAUGACGAACCCGCACAACCACUUGUACUGCCAGCAGUUUGCGGAGGUUAAAUAUACCCAAGGAGGGCUUGAAAACCUUGAGCUGUCCAGAAAAUAUUUUGCACAGGCACUGAAGCUGAACAACAGGAACAUGAGAGCGUUGUUCGGACUGUACAUGUCUGCCAGUCACAUCGCUUCCAAUUCUAAGGCAAGUGCAAAAAUGAAAAAGGAUAAUGUGAAGUAUGCCAGUUGGGCAGCAAACCAAAUAAAUCGAGCUUACCAGUUCGCUGGUCGCAGUAAGAAAGAGACCAAGUACUCUCUGAAAGCUGUGGAGGACAUGUUGGAAGCACUGCAGAUCACACCGUCGUAAACGGUCACGAAUCCACUCAGCAGUAGAC